AUGACCCACCAGCAAAAUUGGGAAACCAUUUUCAUGGAUAAAAAAUUCGUCGACAACUACAAGACCGGUGAACAUAUUACUGGGGAGUUUGCCCAGUCGCUUCUUGACCAGAGUGGCAUUAAGGAAGCCAACGGCAACCCCAAAAAGUCUCUUGUGGUCCUAGACAAUGCCUGUGGAAGUGGUGUCGUCUCAAACAUUCUAAACCAAGUGCUAGAUCAUCAGGUAUUGGCAAACUGGAAGUUGAUAUGUGGCGAUAUAUCUCCGGGCAUGCUCGAAUAUACCAGGAAUCGGAUGGAAAAAGAAAAGUGGCAGAAUGCCGAGAUCAAGACCGUGGAUUCUCAGGAUACCAAGCUCCCCACUGAGUAUUUUACGCACGUCAUUACUGCAUUCGCGUAUAUGGCACUCCCGAAAGCUACUGCUGCCCUCGAUGACAACGUACGAAUCCUGCAACCCGGAGGAACCAUCGCCUUCUCGACAUGGAUAGAACCUGGCUGGGUUUCCAUUAUUCAAAAAGCAGUUGCAACUAUUUCAAGUGAUCUACCAUUCCCCAGCGUGGCAGAGUUUCUCAGCGUCUUGAGUAAUGGAGAAUGGAAUUCAGUUUCCUGGAUCGAGUCCCAGCUGAAACAGCGAGGCUUAGUGAAUGUCAUCGUGAAACAGGAGACCAAGGCUAUCGCGUUGAAGGUGCCUGAGUUUAUUGAGAUGACCAUGAUGAUGUUUCCUAUAGUGUCAAAAAAUUUCUGGACAGAACAGCAGCGAAAGGAAAAUACUGAGCUGGUUCGGCCCGCGCUGGCGAAAUACGUGGUGGAUCUCUAUGGCAAAGAGGGGGAGAUACCGAUGGAGUGGACUGCCAUCCUUUCAACAGCGACCAAGCCCAACUAG
Penicillium argentinense is the source of this 879-nucleotide messenger RNA. It is a transcript of the gene gtmA, whose product is annotated as gliotoxin thiomethyltransferase. Bases 1 to 879 code for a protein of 292 amino acids. The transcript has 4 exons. The record is from RefSeq and is a predicted model, not a curated record. NCBI's taxonomy places the organism in Eukaryota, Fungi, Ascomycota, Eurotiomycetes, Eurotiales, Aspergillaceae.